AUGACCAUAGACAGGUGCACAGAGCAUUGCUGUAGAAAUCCCGGUAUUGAUGUUGUCUUUCUGCUGGAUAGGUGAGAGAGAGUGAGCUGUUUCAUGCGCAUGUCAUUUGUAACGUCCUAGUUUGCUUAAUUGAAAAUAAUGUGGGUGAUUUUUUUCAAGAUGACAUACCGGUGGCAGUACUUGGCUUUACCGCUGCAGGAUUAGCUCAGUCUGUAGAGUGCUUGACUGCAGAGCGGGAGGUCGCGGAUUCGAAUCCCGGGGCCGGACCAAUACUGCCUUUUCCCUACAAACAGCUAGACCUUCGCAUGACUCGGAUGACCACGUAAAUUUGCGGUCUCGUCUCCACUUGGGGACUUAAAAGUAGUGUCCUUAAUUGGCACUUUUUGCUAAAUACAUUGACACUCAACUAAAGUGCAUUUGUUUCACGUAGGGACACAGAUAUCUUUCGGGGCAUUCUGGGUUUUUUGGAGGAAUGAUGUUGAUUUGAAAAUAACAUAAAUGAAGUUAGAAACGAUAUACACCAACCGUGAUGGUGGACUACAUGGUAUUUGUAUACUAAUUAUUCAUUUCAUAUUUCAAUUUUCAACAACUUCCAGAUCCAAAAUUUUUAUACAUUAAAGACAUUCGAAAAAUCAUCGAAAUAUUCUCAAAACAUUAUUGAAUUAAGGAUCGACUCCAAAAUAAAUGAGUCAUUUUUGAUCGAAUGAAAUCUCGGCUAGAUAUUUGAGGAAAAGGGCUGAAAUAGACGAAAAAUGAUGCUUUUACCAGACAUAUCCCCUUAAUUAACACUUCUAAUACUGCACUGUAAAUUUCCUGUACGCUUUACGGUUUUGUUGCGAAAGAUGCUUACGCGAUUCAUCUAAAGCCUGUUAUUCUUAAUAGGUUUUCAGAAAGAUACUGCUUCUGUGUAAAGUGUCAUUCCGAUCAUCUGUGCUUCUUAAAGAAGAUUACACCUCCGCCAUCAUUUACACCAAUUACUGUCACUCUCACAAAAAGUAAGUCAUCCGCUAAACAAUUCUUAAUAUAAAUAUUUGACGGAAGGUCUCCAUUAGUGCAUAAACACUUGUUGAAAGUGUUUACGCAAUCUUCCCACCCUGAUACAGUAGAUUUCUCACCCUGGAAUUGAGGAAACUCUGCUACCCCACCCUUCCAACAGAUAUUUUUUACCACCCAGAAUCCGGGUGGCCACGUGAUCAGGUCCGACCAAUGGGUCUCUCCACCCGACAACCCGACCACAAGAAAGGAAAAGGAGAGAGAACCUGGGUACGAGGUUAACUUGAACUUUCCAAAACGACUUCCAAAACUGGUUUCUUGCGUAUUUUUCUUGUCGAGGGCAAGUUGAAUUGAUACGAGAGAUUGCUUGACGGCUUCGUCAUUUUGUUGCUUUGACUAUGAAUGUGUAAGUGAAUAUGUCGAGCGCGUCCUCACUGGAAAAAAAAAAUCGACCCAAGCAAAGCUUAAAAAGCACAAAAGGUUUUUGAUAUUCUUAUGUUGUACGCUUUUGAUUAUGCAGGGUUAUGCUGCGUGAACACCAAUCUUAAUACUUUCUUUUUCAGUAUUAAUGCAUACAACAUAACGAAAGCAAAGUGUUUUCAAAUAUUUCAUUUUUUAUGUAAAAUGUUUUUGUUCCGUGGACAAUUAUUUUUUUCUAAGACAAUGCUACAUCAUGCUUUGUUGUUGUUGUUGUUGAUUCUCUUUAAAGUUUUGAAACAUCGGAGUAGGCCAACCUAUCAGCAGACUUAAGUGUAUCCGUCGGAAAAUGUUAACGAUCUGCAGUUCUCAAGUUUUCAAAUUAAAUCAUUAAAUCACUUCGUCUAUUGUUUCAAUUACGGCGCCUGUUUUUUAAAGUGAUAAAGCUUCUACAUUUUUUCCUUUUACAACUAAAAUAACAGGUAAUGCUUUCAUUUAAUUUAUGGCUGCAAGUAAUUGUUUAUAUUGAGUUUAAUUGUUUUCUUCGCGUUUUCUCUUUGUCGUCGUCGUAGUUGAAAGUUAUUAGUUUGAGUGCAUUCUCAUUUAUUAAGUUAAACUUUAUGGACAGUUUUUUGUACAGACUCUAUUUUCUUAAAAAUGUUUUAGAUCGAUCGUUUGGUCGACUGCUUUCAUUAGAAUUUUUGCCAGACAUCACACAUUUCUUUCAUUCAUUAAAUCCGAUUCGGAAAACUGAUAGAAAUGUGUACAUAUAACUGAGCUAUAAUGAAGUUGUUUUGAAACUAGGCAUCGCAUACAAAUUAUUAAUAAUGAAAAUUUUAUUGGCUAGCGAUUCGAACACAGUCUUGACGUCGUUUUGCUAGUGAUUAUAUUUUUUAAUUACACCACUGUGAACUGACAUGUUAUAAACUGAACGAAACCUUUACUUCAAGGUUGAAAAUAAUGAAUUGGUUUUAACAUUUACUUUACCGUAAAUAUUUUCAAGGCUUUUAUUGUCUAGCUGCUAUAACUACAUGAAAAUAAUCUAACGGCGACAAUUAGAUUUUUCCGUCAGUUGUUUCAUUUAUCAUAUUUUGGUUAGAAAAAAAAAACACGAAGUCUUCAGAAAGUUCAUGAAUACAAGUCGUCGAGCUAAAGCUGAGGGCUCAGUAGCCAUUACAUGGUAAGUUGAUGAACUAUUUCUUAAAAAUUUAGAAAAACAAAAAAAAUUAGCAUUACUGAAGUUUAAACUUUUACAGUGUUUAUUCGCGGGCCUGGUGGUGAAAAUUACCUUUUAUCUGAUCUGUUUACUAGUGACAGCGCGGAAUACAUGUUACUCCUUUCCGUUAAUCUACAAUUUUCUGCUAUAAUGCACGAGAUGUAGGGAUACAUUUAAAGCCUAUAGAACUUGUUUUACUGAGAACUUGUCGCAGCAACUUGUCUAGCAGUCUAAAAUGUCGGGAAUGUCGGAUCUGUUUUGUUGGGGACUGUAAGGAGACUAAGAUUUAAUUGCAAAAGUUUCUAGUUAUAGAUUGCGCCUUGAGUUAAAAGCGCACCCUUAAGCACGCCUAGGCUGUAGCCAUGACAUGUUUUACUCCAGGUAGCUUCGAACUGAUGACAGUCCCACGGGUUUGUCGAGUGUGCGAACAAACUGCAAGCGAAUUAAAAGUAUUUGGAGCCGUUUGGAGGAUGACGACCAGACGGAAAGUAACAGCAAAAUCAGGGAACUUUUAAAAAGCAUCCAAGACGACGGCGUGGCAGCGAAGACGUACCGCUAAAAAAAUGAAUUUGCGGCCUUUUAUCUUUAUCGCGUUUAUUUAGCCUUGCUUAAUUUACCAGAUGCAGGCAAAUUUUUCCUGCGUUGAUUUUUUAAGGACUGUAUAUAAGUUGAAAAAAGUAACACAAAAUUCGUCUCCCUAUGUUCACGUCCUGAUAUGAAAUGUGGCAUUAAGAAUUUUCAUGCACGCCGUCGUCGUGCAGUGGACAUAAAGGAAAUACUGUACAUACCAAAAAGUGUUAUGCCCUGAUGAACUGUCACCGCUUAAGACCGCCGUUCGAAUUAUCGCGGUGCUGCAAAUAAAGUCGGGGUAUAUAGCCAGACUUGAACAAUAACGGAAACUUUGUGUUACUCAACUGAUUUGUUGGUACCUCUCAGGGUUAAUGUGGAUUUGAACCACUCCCCAAAAAGAUACAUUCUGUUACCUUUUCAGGGAUGUGUCAAAACUUUACGACAAGCCUCCCUGUCAUUAUUAGGAGCUAGAAGUGUACCCCUCCCCUGGGAUCUUCCCUCCUUUUCAUCUUCUUUUUUUCUUUCCCAACCUCCCCUAGGCUCGUUUGCUCGCUCAAGUCUCGACGAGCUUGCCCGAACUGAAACACUGUAAUUAGUCUACUUCGAGUGUUAUCAAUAAGCAUAAAAUUUGGGCUACUUCUCAGCAUAGCCCAACACAGUUACAGACAGAUACUUGACCAUACUUUUUAACUGGUAUUGGUAAACUAUUCUAAUUAUUUUAUUAAUCAGCACAACCGGCAAAUUCCAAAAAAAGCAGAUAGAUUCCGUUUUCGGUUGAUACAUUUCAGAGUAAGCUGUUAUUUGAAUGAUCACCGAAUUUGGGAUUUCGACGUCCCUAACUGAAUUGUGUAGUUAAACCAUGUUUAUAUUUGGCACAUCGUGUCUUUUUUACAGACUGAAAGGUCAUACUGAGACGUCAUCCUAAUGCGAGUUUUACUUUCAAAGUUUUCACUUACAAUUGGGACAAAUCAGAUCAAGUUAAGUGUUCUUAAAUCUCGAAAUUUGACAACAUGUUCUAUGAAAAAAGGAAGAUGUUGAAGUGUAGCAGUAUGCGACAUUGGUCGCGUGCAGCCACAAGGCCAGUUUUGUUAUCUUCACAGCUUCUGAUAAGAUUUGGUGUGCUGCACCCAUAUCUUAUCAACUGUGAAGAAUUUUCUUAUUCGGAGUAACAUUUUAAAAAAAUGCUAUCAACACCUAUGGUCAAGCUGUUAAUUACAGUAUAUUCUUAUCGUCAGUCAGAUAACAGAAAAAUCAAUCAAGGAUUUUCUUAACAGUUGACGUUGCAGGGGUUUCCAAUCCGCACAAAUAAGGUUGGUGGAGUAGGAACUCUUCCUUUCGUUUUUCAUUUAGAUUCUAAGGAAAUGCAUGCGAAACGCGCCUCUGCAGCACAUAUUUGAAGUAGAAUCAGUGCUACGAGUAGAAUGUAAGUCUGUUGGUCUGAGAAUCAGACUCGGAACUUGAUCGAGCUGGUCCCCAAUUUACACCUCCUAUUUCGCCACCAACCAUUAUCACUACAUGGUAGCCCCUGUUUGAAUCCUACGCUAAGCUCACUUGCUGGGAUUUCAUAAGUGUUGUUUUUGAGUUUAUGAUGUCCACCUCACUGCUGUCUCCACUUUUGAAGGAAUUCUUUAUUAUUAUUUAGUCGGAUUUCAUUCACUGUGCAGCGAAAAUAAGUCCAUUGUAAUAAAACUACUAGUUAAUGCAAGUAGCGUAUUUCUUUUGUAAGUACUUGAAACUUUCUUCGCAACGCUUUUAGAAAUAUACCUUAAAAAUCAACAGUGCCCUUUGUAAACGCUUAGCAACCUUCAAUAAAAUAUGAUUAAAAAAUCAACAGGAUGUCGAUUAAGUUUCAAACUCUGAAUUGUAACAUUCUUUAGUUUCUAUAUUCUUUCGCUCUCUACUCGACCUCGGACAAAUCCACUUCGGUCUGUUAGCACUUAAAAAGAAUACUGAUUGCCUUACAAUUGAGUGACUCUCCUUUUAUUGGAGGGCGAAGGUAAGUAUAGAAGAGCUUUUCUUUGUCGUUUCUUCUCUAAAGCUUAAAAAUUUUUCUUACAGCAAGAGAGAUAAAAGGAAAGAGAAAGGGGCAAAAGACAGCCACAAAACGUUUUUCCUUCGUCUAUUAAUUUGCUAGUUGUACACCGGCUACUUUCACUUGUUUUCUAGUGUUUUAGGUAUCAAUGCACAAUGUAAAUAUUUUGUAGAGUAAACCGCUUUUUGUUUGUAGAGUCAAUGUCGAUUCGCGACCAUGUUUUGCUUUUGUGAAAUAGACGAAGCUUUCAAAACACUGGGUGUUUACAGCUUGUUACUUUAGGAAAAAAGCUGCUUAUUCGUUCAUUAAAAGCCAUCAUAAGUUAUUUAUGUGCUUUGCGGUAAGUCGACGGAGCAAACAAUCCCUACAAUUGAACAAAUGACGCUCCGUUCUCCUACGCAUUCACUUUUCUGUUGAAGACUUUCUUAUUUUCUUUUCUCAGGCAUUUCUAAGCUUUCUACCACUACGACACCUUUUUCGGAUACCUGGACUUUCACGAGGACCAAACCUACAAAAUCUAGUACCAAAGUAAGUAACUCAGUACACCUUUGCUUACUCAGUGUAAUACUCAUAGUUUCGCCUACAAACACGUUAUAACAAGUAAAGUAAGAAAGAAAAAACUCUCGAGAAUUUUUGUUCUCGUUUAGCCCUAACUAUAAGAACUAAAUUAAUCUUGUAGUGAAUUCUUCGAUAGUUAACGUGUUGACUGAUAAAACUGUGAUCGAAUGAAAAUGAUGUGGCGUCAAUUAUUUUAUUUUUAUUAUUUUUGACGUACUUAAAGGCAUUGAUAACUAAAAAAGAUAUAUACUUUGAAUACUCACGAAGUCUGAGUUUCAACAGAAGUAAACACAAUACUCUCGGUUUUUAUAAUUUUUACUAAAAAUAAAUUGGGGUUGAGACAAUUUCGAAAAUGAUCGAUCGCUGCCUGGGAUCAUUUUGAAUAAGAAAAGGGAGUGAAUAAGUAAAGAUCGUUUUUGGACUUGAUAAGUUUCAUGUAAUUUCAUUUUUUAAUCCAAUAUGACUGUGGAGGUCAACGGCAGACCAAAAGAUAUAUCAUAGUCCCAUUUAGGCACCCUUCCUCCCCCUGAUUCUGUCUGUGUGACCCCCCUGCUCAAGAACUGUCGAUUAAGCAGAUCACUGCCAGUGAUAAGACCAAUUGCAAUUCAAUAUGAUGAUGGUAUAUAACAAUUUUUCUACGUACUCACAGAAUGUAUGGCACAUUAAGUAUUGUUCAUUGACCGUUCAUUAACAGAUAAAGGAAGACGUUCAUUUUCUUUUGGUAAAAGCUCGUCUUUUGAUUCCGCACAAUAAACCUGUUCCCAUAAAGAGUCUCUGUUUCCAUGCCGUUUUCGCUUCCCUAAGUCACUCUAGAGUAUGUUUUAUUCGCGUUCUUUUUGUGCAUCAAAUGGUUUUUAAUUCAUUGACCUGGUUAUUAGUGCUCAAGGAGUCUCUUGAAAAGGCAGACUGAAACAACAGCAACGGAUAAGAAUGAGUAACCAAACGAGCAAGCCGUGACGCUCGAGAAUCGCUAAUUUACUAAUCUGCAAAAUCAUAAAUCAGCUCGAAGUCUACCUGGAUGUGGAGUACAGAGUUAAUGACUAAUGAGUGAACAGAGGAAUAUGGGGUAUUUUUCAGAAAACUCUCUCACAUGAAGUCUGUUUCAGGCUCACAAAGAUUGAGAAGAAGAUGAAGUUAAAGGUCUCCUCUCUUAUCUCUCUGUCCCUCCAGUUCUCACCCUUUCUUAAAAUAAUAUUCCGUUUUUUUCAUCUUUUGACACCCUGUUACCAGGCCGCAUAUACGGGAUAUAUAACACUGCUUACUUUUUAUUUCCGUUUAUUAUCAGUCCUCCACCGUCAAGCCCGAGCAAACAGAAACAAAAAGAACAACGGAAAGAACCGAAGAUGUCACGACAACCUCCGGCAAGACGACGAGUGAUCAUGGACUCGGACGAAGAACUGGGUCAGAAGCGGAACUCGGGGGACAGCGAAGCAAUCCGCGUAAGUUCGUGGUUUACUAUAAAGUACUUAAUUUUUUUUUCGCUGCUACAAGUAUAAAGUGAACAAAAAGCCUUAAUUCUUGAGAUUGUGUAUUUAGUUACGUCAAUAUGUAAUGUUACGCUGGGGUUAGUGUGGUUGGCUACAUCAAUGGUGAAAACUCAGUGUAGUGACUGUAGUCAGUUAUAAACCAGAGUGAUCUGAAAGCUAAAACAGAGCUUGUGAUUUGUUUCCUUUCCAUAUUUAAGUAUAGCUAAGUAUAUUUAGUUCGCAGUAUUGCUGCCUUCCCGAACGGGAAUUAAUAUCCUCUUUCAGUCUUGUGUGAACUAAAAAUUAAACGUUAUCCUUUUCUGUUGCAUCCCACAUUUAAAGAAUCCGGUUAACGAACAAAGUCCAAGAAAACUCUCUCUUGGUCACAAUUUAUAGGCUGAUGAUUUUCUUCUUCUUUAAUUUCCUGUAGAAAUUGUUCCGUAUGUUCUCUCGAAAGCAUAACCCAAACACAGCUCUUCUUCUUCGCUACGCUGUUUGUUUUUUCCUUGGAGGACUAGUUGGCCUUAUUCCUUACUUAGUUUUUGUCAUUGAACUCUGUAAAGGUUUGUCUCCUAGCUCUUUUUUCUACCUUCUUUUCACACUGUCACUUGUUUAAACACGAAAAGUGAACAUUGCCUUACUGACGUGUUCUGGAGGAAAACCACAAGGUUUUUCUCAUCAUUCUUCCCGGUUUUUUCUUGCUCUUAUUCUGUAUAAUAUUCAGUUUCGGGUUUGAAACAUCUUACCUUCAGUUUCUAUCAACAGACCCAUCGAGGUCUGUGAGAUAUGUGUGAGAUAACUUUGAGUUAUUGUUGCCGAUAACUGAAGAAUGAAUGAAAUUCUCGAGGUUUUCCUCUAGAAAUUAUUACUGAUCUUUCAUGGCUCGCCCAGGACGUCCCAAGAUCACACUAAAAUCGGUUUACCGAAUUAUUUGUUUUCACCUCCACUCCUUAUAUUCUCAGUCGGUUGAAUGCUUACUAUUUGGUCCCAAUUGCUUAGUACUGAACUGAUCUCCAGACAUCUCUCAUGUAUUUUAAAACUGGCGAACGCAAAUGGGACGAGAUAAAGUGAGGACGAUCUAUCGAUCGUAUAACCUUUCUGUCAUUCUUUGCGCUUGUUCCUUAUACUGGUAAAUCUGGAGUGGUACGAGAUGAUCCUAACCAACAUUCCUUUCAACUUUUCUUUACAUUAACCCUAUGGCUUAGAGCGGUUUUCAUUUGAGUGUCGAAAAGUAAUUGGUUUUGCACUUUCUACACGAUGGGAUUGGCUUAAAAGAUUCGCGCCACCUUUUCAUCCAAUCAGAAGUAAAACCAAAGCCAAUUGUGACGCGCUAUUUGCGUCAGCCACAUGUAAUUACUUCGAGUUUUGAUUGGUUCAAUGUAUUGUCUGUGUCCUAUGUGAUUGGCCAGAGUAAUUACUUUGGUUUUGGUUUUACGACACUCAAACGAAAACCACUCUAUAUCGAUAACAAAUUCUAAAAUAAAAGUAAGUUCUGAAGAGAUAGCCGGUACCUUUUCUCUUACAUGGUUUCUUGUAAUACUCACUCACUGUUUACAGCUAAUUUAGAAGUAAGAAACGCUCAUCUGCCUGAGCUUAAUGGAUAUUCCCAAGGAAAACAAGAGCCAAGUAACAAGGCAGUCACACCUUAUAAUGGAAUCAACCGUGUGAGCGAGUCGAUAACAACAACAUCUAAUAUUGGUAUGUUUAUCCUGACUUUGGUGUCGACAGUGAAUAAUCUAAGUUGAUCUCUAUCUUUCGAACAGCUUUUUUUUUGUCCCGCAGUACAAAGUUUUUUCGUCCGGCAGUUAGUAAAAAAUCUCUUUAAAUAGGAGUUUAGAUCGGUUUUAAUUAGCCUUAUUAUUACUUCAUUGUUUUAUGUUUAUUUUUUUCCAAUUUUAUAGGUAUUUUACCACUUAUUGUUGACAUAUUGUAUCGCAUUUUAUUGCUCAUUGCAUUCUUACCUUUUAAACUAUCUUUAAGCGUUUGUAAUAUAUUUGUGCAAAUUUUAUGUUUUACUAGCACUUGAAAAUGACCUUGGAGAGGUCGAAACGUCGCGACUUUUUAUCGCUAGCUUUUAUCACAAAAUUUAGUAGGAGGAGCAAAAUGAGUCUUAAGAAGUUUAUGAGAAAAUAAUUUGCCAGUAAAUUUAAUAUAACAGAUAGGAAAUCGCUUAUAAUAACUCAUUUUUUCUCUUUAAGAGAAAAAAGUAAAACUGAUUAUUAGAAAUCGACUUUCUUGGCUAAGACUUUAUCAUAGUAAUAAACAUGGCGCUAUUAGAGUAUUGCCUCAAGCGUCAUAUCACUCACUGCUUAGAACCCUAUUUUUUCCCUUUCUCUUUUUUAGGAAUAAACAUUACAACACCCAAUGUGAGUUCAACUGGACCCACUACACCGCGCCCAACACGAACAGUAAAAACGCAAAGAAAAGGUAAACGAAAAAAUAGAAAGAAAUAGGAUUCAAACCUCAGUUUCUUAUUUAACAGAUCUAGCUCCUUGGUAGCCAACUGGUAGUGGACACAAUCUCUUUUUAAGGGGUAAAUCUGGUUGUUCUUCCUGGGAAACGGCUUCGAUUUCAGAAGGAAAUAAAAAAGGAUAAAAAAAAGUUUUCCACGGCUCAUAAACCAGUACUUAGUCUGCUCAAAUGAGCUCAGGGGCAUUUUGUUUUGGUGGUCAACUAUCUGUCCACUAAUUAUUCCCUUCAUAUUAUUUUGUUCAUAAUUUUUGUCAACCCCCACCGUAUCCAAUAUUUUCCAGUUUUCCAUAAUUUAAACUUUCCCCACCCCAUUUUAAAUGCUUUUGAAAUCAUAAAUGAUUUUGAAAAAUCAUACAAAAAUUCUCACACAUUCAUUGAACCAAUGAAUGAAACAGACCAUUUUAAGAAUAUUUCCUCAGUAAUCUGGUCUUUGAACGGAUGCGAGGCCUGGAGGUGACUUUGUAUAUUUUUCAGUUGUAAAUGAUUACAUUCACUGGCUUGUUCGCUUUUGGAUGAGAGUUAUCCGAAUGGCACAUAAAAGUCAGCCAGGCCUACAACUAGUCGAAAAGCUGGCUACGCCCCUGGCUGUCAAAAAAAUUAAACAAUAAAAAGGCUUUACACAACAAACUACAAGUUUAUACAAACGCCGAGUUCACGAGCCCAAGUUUUCGAAAAAAUGGCGGCGCGUAUUAUAGGUCCAACUUUUUCGCGCGGGAACUGUGUACGCGCGUCAAGCUCGAUCGAUUACAAAUCCCGCGAAGGCGGGAACCACUGCCAUUUGGAAGGAAAGCAAGACGGUUUGCAAAAAUGUACUUUACAUUUUCUCCCGAGCCUGAUCACUAAUUGCCAAGAUAGAAAAAGGCUAAAGGCGCUUGAUAUGUUAUAAUUCUUCUAUGAAAAAUCACAAGUAUAAAUCUGUUUUGGUUACUUUUUUUUCUUUUCAGCCGAAGGAACCGGUAAUGACGAUAUCUCGCUUCAGUGUCCUGGUGCUUUAAAGAUCAUCCGCGUGGCCGCAUUUGGAAUUCCCGGCGACAACAAUACCGUGAGCGACUUUGACAAACACUGUCAUGCUAAUCUUGCACAAGUUGACGGAACAAACGUCUGCAUCGUGAGUCUGAAACGAGUUUACAAAACCAGCUAUCCUCCAUUCAUAAAGACAAUUGUAACGUACACUUGCUCAUACACAGAAGAGGUCAGCUAA
This is a messenger RNA of Porites evermanni, 10925 nucleotides long. NCBI's taxonomy places the organism in Eukaryota, Metazoa, Cnidaria, Anthozoa, Scleractinia, Poritidae. The record is from the annotation of a GenBank genome assembly.